Molecule: messenger RNA, 1310 nt
Organism: Zerene cesonia (dogface butterfly)
Lineage: Eukaryota; Metazoa; Arthropoda; Insecta; Lepidoptera; Pieridae
Gene: GSTt1
Product: glutathione S-transferase theta-1-like
Exons: 5
Coding region: 129-806 (225 amino acids)
Biological process (GO): glutathione metabolic process
Cellular component (GO): cytoplasm
Molecular function (GO): glutathione transferase activity
Source: RefSeq, a predicted model, not a curated record
AUAUGUCAAAACUUAUCAGAUAUUUACAACUUUUUUUAAGUUAAAGGCCUUAGGUCAAAAAGCAACUUGAAACAUUAUAAAAUAGGUAUAAAGUGUGCAAUAUUUUGUUAACCAGUGCGUAUACGAAAAUGGGCCUAAAAUUAUAUUAUGACCUUAUGUCCCAACCUUCUAGGGCACUUUAUAUUUUGUUAAAAACGGCAAAGUAUAAUUUUGAACCAAAACAAGUGAACCUAAGAGGAGGGGAGCAUUUUACCGAAGAGUAUGCGUUGAUAAACAAAUUUCGAAAAGUUCCUGUAAUAGACUUCAAUGGUUUUAUACUAACAGAAAGUAUUGCCAUCAUAAGAUAUCUUUCACGUGAAAAUAUAAUACCAAAGAGUUUAUAUCCACCAGAAUCUAAAGCACAAGCAAGAGUAGAUGAAUAUCUAGAGUGGCAGCAUGUUGGACUAAGAUUACAUUGUGCUAUGUACUUCCGAGUCAAGUACCUAGCACCAAUAACAUCAGGACAACCUGCGGAUCCCAAACAAUUAGCAGGCUACGAAAGAAGAAUGUUCAAUGCGAUACAAGAGUUUGACACUCUGUGGUUGGGCAAACACGAGUAUGUAUGUGGGGACACUAUCACUGUAGCUGAUUUGAUGGCAGCUGUUGAAUUGGAACAACCAAGAAUGGCAGGUAUUGAUCCAGCUGAGAGGUUUCCUAACAUAGCAGCAUGGUGGCCGAAAGUUAGACAGCAUUUCAAUCCUUAUUAUGAUGAAGCUCAUGUAAUACUUAACAAAAUUGUUAACAAGAAUUCAGCUUCGAAAUUGUAGGCAAGACAGGGUGUAUUUACUUGUUAUAUUGACAAUGGGAUUGCAUAUGAGAGAUAUCUUUUACUAUGAUAAUGUUAUGUUACUGAAUUGUACAGAUUUUAUAAUUAUGAGAAAAAUAGAGAGAUUAUGAUACCAAUGGUUCCAAUUUUUAUGAGAAUUAUUUGAUUAUUAGUCAAAUCAAGCUGUCAGAAAUAUUUUCGCAUAUUAUAAAAUACGUAAUGUAUAUAAAAUAAGAGUUGCAAGAAUUUACAUAGGUACCACUAAACUUGUUAUUUUUUUAUAUAAACUAAUUUGAUAAGUACAAAAUGUUUUAUUUUUAUACAAAACUUUACAAAGCGGUUUUAGCAAUGUAAUUCCAUACAUUCCAAAGGUUAACAAAUUCAUACAAGGGGCGAUAGGUAGAACUGAUUUUUAUAUUCUUUAUUGGUGCGUGUAUAUUUUUUUAUUGUUUACAAAUGAUGUUGGUAUAUUACUGGAUAAAAUGUUAUAAUAUAAAAACACGAU